AGAGCGGCACUGUCAAUAUUUAUCCGUUUACAUUCACACAUUGCAAAAAAAAAAAAAACAUUAUCUGUUGAACUUAAUGAAAGCAGCAAAAUGAAACCAAACAAAGAAGUUUUCAUUAAACAAAUGCCAAAAGUGGAAUUGCAUGCACAUAUCAAUGGAUCUUUCUCAAAUGAAACACUUGAAAAACUCAGCCAACUAAAACACGGUACCAGCGCUAAAGACACGGAAAAAUAUAAUUUGUUCACAAAAUUGGAUUUACAUGAUGGUUUUGAAAAGUUUAAAUAUGCACACGAACUAACCGAUACACCAGAAGCAGUUGCUCUAGGUACCGAAUGUGUGAUUCGUGAUUUCAAUGAUGAUAAUGUGGUGUAUUUGGAAUUGCGAUCAACGCCACGUGCCACGCCGAAAAUGACCAAGGAGCAAUACGUAAUGGCCGUUAUCGAUACAAUUAUAAAAAUGAAAACGGAAUUGCCAUCAAUAAUGGUGAAAUUAAUUGUGUCGAUAAAUCGACGAGAGAGCAUCGAAUCAGCCGAAGAAAAUGGUGCAUUGGCACUAAAAUACGCAAAAUUAUAUCCGGACAUUGUUUGUGGUGUUGAUUUGAGCGGUGAUCCGGCAUGUAAAGAAUUUUCCGAUUUUGAACCGAUUCUGAAUAAAGCCAGAGAAAACGGUUUGAAAUUGGCAUUGCAUUGUGGCGAAAUUGAAAAUCAAGUUGAAAUUAGUUCAAUGUUGAAAUUUGGAAUGAAUAGACUCGGACAUGGGACAUAUAUUAAAGGUGAUAAUGAGGAAACGCUACUUAAAAACAAUGAUAUCGCUUUAGAAUGCUGUUUGACAAGCAAUUUGCUGUGCGGCGUAGUUAAAACUUAUUCUGAUCAUCAUUUUCGGCGUUUUUAUAAGAAUGGCCACCCAGUUGUGAUAUGUACGGACGAUUUUGGAGUGUUCAGCACGACGUUGUCAACGGAACUUCAUAUCGCCAGUGAUACGUUUAGCUUAAGUUCAGACGAUUUGAUCAAAUUAAGUCGCAUGGCCAUUCACUGUUCCUUUGCCUCUCAUGAUGAGAAACAAUUGAUCCAUGGAAAAAUUGAUGCAUAUGCAAAAUCUGCCGUAGGUUUUAAGGUCAAAAUUCACUAAGAAAGAAGGAUAAAUGUAUCGUUUUGAAUAGAAGUGACUUCUUAUCAAUGCACUUUGCUGUCAAUAGAGAUCGCUUUUAUUCUGAACAAUACAAAUAAUCACAAUGAAAUCAAUAAAAAAGAAGAAAAGAAAUACCAUCAAAUCAAUUGCUUUU
This is a messenger RNA of Contarinia nasturtii (swede midge), 1282 nucleotides long. It is a transcript of the gene Ada, whose product is annotated as adenosine deaminase-like protein. NCBI's taxonomy places the organism in Eukaryota, Metazoa, Arthropoda, Insecta, Diptera, Cecidomyiidae. The record is from RefSeq and is a predicted model, not a curated record. The transcript is spliced from 6 exons. Gene Ontology annotation, molecular function: adenosine deaminase activity. Gene Ontology annotation, biological process: inosine biosynthetic process; adenosine catabolic process. Bases 91 to 1128 code for a protein of 345 amino acids.